Molecule: messenger RNA, 3190 nt
Organism: Gymnogyps californianus (California condor)
Lineage: Eukaryota; Metazoa; Chordata; Aves; Accipitriformes; Cathartidae
Product: merlin-like
Exons: 19
Coding region: 307-2289 (660 amino acids)
Biological process (GO): regulation of gliogenesis; positive regulation of protein localization to early endosome; regulation of organelle assembly
Cellular component (GO): plasma membrane; cytoskeleton; apical part of cell
Molecular function (GO): actin binding; cell adhesion molecule binding
Source: RefSeq, a predicted model, not a curated record
AUGUGUUGUGCUGUGCGGCUGGAUACAAUCUGCAGCAGGCCUCGGUCUGGAGGCGCUGGAAGGAGAUAAUUUUCUAGCCCUUGGAUCUCUCCUUUGGAUUCUCUCCAGUUAGCCCAUUAUCUUUCCUCAAGUGUGUUGCCCCAAACCGAACAAGACUUCAGCAGAAGCUCUACCAAAGCCAACUGGAGGGAGAGGACUCCUCAGCUGGUCUCAGUGGUGUCAGAAAGAUGAAUUUUCUCCUGAGCUUUUCUUCCCCACUCUGAGUUUUCUCAAGUACUUGUUCUCAACUCUGCCGCUGAUGUCCAUAUGAUUUGGUGUGGCUGUCCUCAUAAACUAAAAAAUAUGUCCAUCCGAGGCCUGAAGAAGAAACAACCGAAGACUUUUAAAGUCAAAAUUGUAACAGUGGAUGCUGAAAUGGAGUUCAGCUGUGAGAUGAAGUGGAAGGGAAAGGACUUGUUUGACCUGGUGUGCCGAGCACUUGGUUUAAGGGAGACUUGGUUCUUUGGCUUGCAGUACACAAUAAAAGGAAUGUGCACCUGGUUAAAGAUGGACAAAAAGGUUUUAGAUCAAGAAAUCCCCAAAGAAGAUCCCAUUAGCUUUCAUUUUUUGGCUAAAUUCUACCCAGAGAAGGUAGAAGAGGAACUAUUACAGGAAAUUACCCAGCACUUAUUCUUCCUUCAGGUUAAGAAACAAAUACUGGAUGAGGAAAUCUAUUGUUCUCCAGAAGCAACAGUUUUACUGGCUUCUUAUGCUGUUCAGGCCAAGUAUGGUGACUAUGACCCAAAUUUUCAUGAGCCAGGCUUUCUAGCCCAUGAUGAACUUUUACCCAAAAGGGUCCUGAGGCAGUAUCAGCUGACAGCAGAGAUGUGGGAAGAAAAGAUUACUGCUUGGUAUGCUGAGCACAGGGGUAUUGCCAGGGAUGAAGCUGAGAUGAACUACCUGAAAAUUGCCCAAGACUUGGAAAUGUAUGGUGUCAAUUAUUUUCCAAUUGCUCAAAAUAAAAACCAUACAGAUCUCCUACUUGGAGUUGAUGCCAAAGGUAUUCAUAUCUACAGCAUUAAUAACAGGUUCUCUCCAAAUAAGUCAUUUGAGUGGAGUGCUAUCAGAAACAUUUCCUAUAGUGAGAAAGAGUUAACUAUUAAACCUCUUGACAAAAAAGCAGAAGUGUUCAAGUUCUUUUCCUCUCAACUCAAAGUGAACAAAUUGAUUUUGCAGUUGUGCAUUGGAAACCACGACCUAUUUAUGAGGAGAAGAAAAGUGGACUCAAUAGAGAUCCAGCAAAUGAAAGCACAAGCCAGGGAAGAAAAAGCUAGAAAAAAGAUGGAGAAUCAAAGGCUGGCCAGGGAGAAGCAGCUUCGAGAAGAAGCUGAGCGAGCCAAAGAAGAGCUGGAAAGGCGUCUUUUCCAGCUGGAAGAUGAAGCCAGGCAGGCCAACGAGGCCCUGCUCCGAUCCCAGGAAGCAGCAGAGUUGCUGGCUGAGAAAGCUCAGAUUGCAGAGGAAGAGGCAAAAUUGCUGGCCCAGAAUGCUGCAGAAGCUGAGCAAGAGCGACAGAGGCUGGAGAUCACGGCUCUGAAAACCAAGGAGGAGAAACGCCUGAUGGAGCAAAAGAUGCGGGAGGCAGAGCUGAUAGCAGUGAAGCUGGUGAAGGAGUCUGACCGGAGAGCCAAGGAAGCAGAGCAUCUGAAACAAGAUCUGCAUGAAGCCAGAGAGGCUGAACGGAAAGCGAAGCAGAAACUCGUAGACAUAACCAGGCUUAAUUAUCCUCACAUGGUCAAGUACCCGCAAUACUCGCCAACUGACGCCAGAGAUGCCAACUUUGACAAAGGAUCCAUGAAACUGGAUUUGAAGGACAUUGACCUCAAGAGACUAUCCUUUGAAAUAGAGAGAGAGAGGCUAGACUACUUAGAAAAGAGCAGAAAAUUCGAAGACCGACUGAAAGAACUGAAGUCUGAAAUUCAUGCUUUGAAACUAGAAGAAAAACAGUCAGGGCUUUACUCUCAUUGGAAUGAAGUACUGGGAUCCUUGGAUCGCUCCUUGGGAAAUACCCCAUCAUGGAUGAAAACCUUCGAAACUGGAGAUUCAUUGGACAUAAAUCUUCAAAGACCUUUCCCUGCUUACUCGUUAAAUACUACAAGCAGCUGGCCUUGUACCAACAAAAUUCAAUACACGAUGCCAGUGGAAAAGUCAUCUUUUCAAGCAAAUUCCUUGGUUGCCAACAGUGUGGGCACAGGAACCAGAAAACAGAUUAUAAAGGUUCAGCAGCAUGACUCGGAUGUGAUCUACAUUUGAAGCCUCUCGUUUCCUUACCAGACUGGUAGAACCUGGUGGCCAUCUUUUUGGCUGCUGCAAAAUGCACCUAUACGAGGACGCUUGCGCAGCUCUGUCUGCUGACAGGCAUCAGCAUAAGAGACGUGGCACUGUAGUUAGUGGUGCCAUUCAGCUUCCAAGCAGAUAACAUAAGGUGGGAGCACUAAAACUGCCAGUGUAAAAUGGCGAGUGUCUUUGGGUACAUCGGUAAACAUACGAACCCAGAGGAGUGUUGUUUACUACUUAUGCACUUUUGAAGAAACACUUUAUACUUUGCUAAACCUUCUUCCCCCCAGGUGUUUUUACACACUGACUUAUCAGUAUGGUACUCUACUUUUGUAGAAAGGAUGCUAGGCAGCAAGUGUCCAGGAGAUGGUUGGGAUGAGAAAAAAAUUAUACAUGAGCUUGGUGUUUAGCUGCACAGUAGACUAAUUAUGUUUUUGCUUCGGUCCAUGGGACAUGACUCCCACAGAGCUGCUCAACAUUUUAGUGUUUGCCUGCCAAAUAUUUUCCUUUUCCUCCCCAAACAUUUCUUCGUUUGCUUAAUUGAUUUGCAUUUCUCUGAGAGAAAUAUCAGCUUUUAAUUCCAGACGUAGAAGUGGACAUCUUCAAAUAUCUCUCAUUCCUGGGGGAAUCCUUUGUUUGGAAUGCAAAGCUUCUGUUCUCUCUGCAGUUUCUGACUAGAUCAAGCACUUUCUGUUGCUUUUGCUGCUCCAGCAAACUUCGCAUACAUUAACUUGUUUCGCAGUUCUGUGUAACACAGCUUCCAAAUUAGACAAAGACAAAAGAUGCUAUUGGUGUCUGCUGAAGUUGGACUUGUUUUUUAUGGAGAGGUGCAUGCAGCAAAAUGUCCGCCUCAUUAGUAAAACCUACUUGCAUCUUC